Molecule: messenger RNA, 810 nt
Organism: Echinococcus granulosus
Lineage: Eukaryota; Metazoa; Platyhelminthes; Cestoda; Cyclophyllidea; Taeniidae
Product: ER lumen protein retaining receptor
Exons: 5
Coding region: 1-810 (269 amino acids)
Biological process (GO): endoplasmic reticulum to Golgi vesicle-mediated transport; protein retention in ER lumen
Cellular component (GO): cis-Golgi network; endoplasmic reticulum; membrane
Molecular function (GO): ER lumen protein retrieval receptor activity
Source: RefSeq, a predicted model, not a curated record
AUGGCUUUAACUGAUCGCUUCUCUUUGCCUGUUGAAAUAAGCCACAUGGAAUACCCUCCUCCUGUAGCCGCCAUGUGUUACGAAGUUCUCACAGUACAGCUUCCAGUAAUUUUAUUAUUAAAAAUAUGGAAGACUCGUUCUUGUGCAGGCAUAUCCGGCAAGUCACAGAUGGCAUUUGCAGUGGUUUUUAGUGCCCGUUAUUUGGACCUUUUUACGUCAUUUAUCUCUCUCUAUAACUCCGUUGCAAAGGUCGUUUUUAUUGUGUCUUCCUACGCCACCCUGUAUUUUAUGUACUUCAAGUUUCGUGCUACAUACGACAGCAACCAUGACACGUUCCGACUAGAGCUUCUGGUUAUUCCAUGUGCCAUUCUUGCUCUUAUAAUAAACCACCAAUUUUCCGUUUUUGAGAUCCUUUGGACAUUCUCAAUCUACCUGGAGUCUGUCGCCAUUCUUCCUCAACUUUUUUUAAUCUCCAAAACGGGUGAAGCUGAAACUAUUACAUCGCAUUAUUUGUUUGCUCUCGGAUCUUACAGGGCACUUUAUAUUUUUAAUUGGGUCUACCGUUACUUGUUUGAGGGGUACUUUGACUACAUUGCCGUUGCUGCCGGCGUCAUCCAGACUCUGCUCUAUCUCGACUUCUUCUACUUAUACGUUACUCGCGGUAGUGCUCAAAGGACGGAAGCUCAGUUUGCCGGCUUGAAUCGUUGCCAUUUUAUUUGCAGCUUGCUUUCUAUGAACAAUCUUAUUGUAAUUAUCUCGCACCUGGUUAUUCCUUCGUCCUGUCUCUUUGAGUAUGAAGACACGGCCUAA